AUGAAGUUCUUCAUUGAUGAUCUUCCGGUGCUGUUCCCGUAUCCUCGCGUUUACCCCGAGCAAUAUGCAUACAUGUGCGAUCUCAAGAAGACCCUCGAUGCCGGGGGUCACUGUGUGCUGGAGAUGCCGUCUGGGACAGGCAAGACAAUCUCGCUUUUGUCGCUGAUCGUGGCAUACCAGCAGCAUUACCCUGAACACAGGAAGCUGAUCUACUGCUCGCGAACAAUGUCCGAGAUUGAGAAGGCGUUGGCAGAGUUGAAGGGGUUGAUGAAAUACCGAUCACAGGAACUGGGCUACGAAGAAGAGUUCCGCGCUCUAGGACUCACUAGUCGGAAAAAUCUAUGUCUGCAUCCGUCCGUGAAACGGGAGAAAAGUGGUACUGUUGUCGACGCUAGGUGUCGAAGCUUGACAGCGGGGUUUGUCAAAGAAAAGAAGGAGCGCGGCGAAGAAGUCGACUUGUGCAUAUACCACGAGAAUCUUGACCUUCUCGAGCCGCAUAAUCUCGUCCCGCCCGGCGUGUUCACUCUUGAUGGCCUGACCCGUUAUGGAGAAGAGCACAAGCAGUGCCCCUAUUUCUCUGCUCGACGCAUGAUGCCUUGGUGUAAUAUCAUCAUCUACUCGUACCACUACCUCCUCGAUCCGAAAAUUGCCGAACGCGUCUCCCGAGAACUAUCAAAGGAUUGUAUCGUUGUUUUCGAUGAAGCGCACAAUAUCGACAACGUCUGCAUCGAGUCCCUCAGUAUCGACCUGAGUGAGGAUUCCCUACGCAAGGCCACGAGGGGCGCUGCGAAUCUUGAGCGUAAAAUUGAAGAAAUGAAGAGCACAGACGCUGAAAAGCUUCAAAAUGAAUACUCGAAACUUGUGGAGGGACUGCAACAAGCAGAACAGGCGCGGGAGGAGGAUCAAUUUAUCUCGAAUCCCAUAUUGCCAGAUGACUUGUUGAAGGAGGCAGUUCCUGGCAACAUUCGUCGCGCUGAGCACUUCGUUUCCUUCUUGAAGAGAUUCAUCGAAUACUUGAAAACUCGGAUGAAAGUGACACAUACCAUUUCGGAGACACCGCCCAGCUUCCUUACCCAUCUGAAGGAUCUCACGUAUAUUGAGCGAAAGCCAUUGAGAUUCUGUGCAGAGCGUCUAACAUCACUCGUCCGAACCCUGGAGCUUGUCAAUAUUGAAGACUAUCAGCCGUUGCAAGAGGUGGCCACCUUUGCGACUCUGGUCGCAACCUAUGAAAAGGGAUUCGUCCUCAUUCUCGAGCCAUUCGAGUCUGAAGCAGCCACAGUCCCCAACCCGAUUCUGCAUUUCACAUGCUUGGAUGCUGCCAUUGCAAUCAAACCCGUUUUCGAUCGUUUCAGAUCCGUCAUUAUCACUUCCGGUACUCUCUCGCCCUUGGAGAUGUAUCCGAAAAUGCUUGGUUUCACUACUGUGAUGCAAGAGUCAUACAGUAUGACCUUGGCUCGUCGGUCCUUCUUGCCCAUGAUUGUUACUCGAGGGUCAGAUCAGGCACAAGUCUCCUCGUCGUUUGGUAUUCGCAACGAUCCCGGUGUGGUUCGCAACUACGGUACGCUUGUCACCGAGUUCGCUCGUAUCACGCCAGAUGGCGUUGUCGUCUUCUUCCCUUCAUAUCUCUAUAUGGAGUCGAUCAUUAGCAUGUGGCAAGGCAUGGGUAUUUUGGAUCAAAUUUGGAAUUACAAACUAAUCCUCGUCGAAACCCCUGAUGCGCAAGAGUCAUCUCUGGCUUUGGAGACAUAUCGGACCGCUUGCUGCAAUGGACGCGGUGCAAUCCUGUUUUGCGUCGCUCGAGGAAAGGUGUCUGAGGGUAUCGAUUUCGAUCACCAUUACGGCCGUGCAGUGCUGUGCAUUGGUGUGCCAUUCCAGUACACAGAGUCUCGUAUCCUGAAGGCCAGGCUUGAAUUCUUGCGAGAGAACUAUCGAAUUCGAGAGAACGAUUUCCUUUCCUUCGAUGCGAUGCGGCAUGCGGCGCAGUGCUUGGGACGUGUACUUCGCGGCAAAGACGAUUACGGAGUCAUGGUCCUUGCAGACCGUCGUUUCGAACGAAAGCGGCCGCAACUUCCAAAGUGGAUCAACCAGGCAAUGCUGGACAGCGAAACAAACCUCAGCACUGAUAUGGCUGUCGCGAAUGCUAAAAACUUUUUGCGAACUAUGGCGCAGCCUUUCAAAUCCAAAGAUCAAGAAGGAAUUUCAACCUGGAGUCUGGCUGAUAUUGAGCGCCACGAGGCUAAACGCAGGGCUGAGGAAGCACGUCUGAUCAACGGCGAGCCUGUCCGUCCGAUGAAUGGUGUCACAUCGACGAUGCAGAUUGUCGAGGAUGAAUAUGACGAUGACAUCGACGACGAUCUUAUGAUGCUUGACGCCCAGUGA
Penicillium daleae is the source of this 2379-nucleotide messenger RNA. Its product is annotated as TFIIH/NER complex ATP-dependent 5'-3' DNA helicase subunit RAD3. The record is from RefSeq and is a predicted model, not a curated record. Bases 1 to 2379 code for a protein of 792 amino acids. The transcript is spliced from 4 exons. Gene Ontology annotation, biological process: transcription by RNA polymerase II; nucleotide-excision repair; positive regulation of mitotic recombination. Gene Ontology annotation, cellular component: nucleus. NCBI's taxonomy places the organism in Eukaryota, Fungi, Ascomycota, Eurotiomycetes, Eurotiales, Aspergillaceae. Gene Ontology annotation, molecular function: hydrolase activity, acting on acid anhydrides, in phosphorus-containing anhydrides; ATP binding; DNA helicase activity.